Messenger RNA from Cuscuta epithymum, 1995 nucleotides. The record is from the annotation of a GenBank genome assembly. NCBI's taxonomy places the organism in Eukaryota, Viridiplantae, Streptophyta, Magnoliopsida, Solanales, Convolvulaceae.
GGAAAGAGAAAGACAGAAAGGUCCACUGUUCGUGACUUUGUGUGUGUAUAUAUAUACUCCGUAUUUAUAUAUUUAUGGUAGUACUUUAUUAAGUUGCAGGUUUUGAACGUAUGAUUUAUCUGUUGCCUGUGGCAUAAUAGGCAAUAGAAUGAUCUAGUCUCCCUUGAUAUGUGUUAUUCGGAGUAUUAUAUAUAGAGGGUGUGGGAGAAGAAGGUUGGACAGGAUUGCUGUCUUCCUGACUUCCUCAAUAGUUGUUCUGAAGACGCUCUGGCAAACCGAAAGUUGUCACCUUUUUUCGUGUUGGCUGAGAGAAUCUCGAAAGCCUUUCUUACCCGUUGUAAUAUUCAUCGAGAAUUACCAUGGAAGCUACAGUAAGCUACUCACAGAACAUGGAUGAUGAAUAUGAAAAACUCAUUAGAAGAAUGAAUCCACCAAGAGUGGUAAUUGAUAAUGAAACCUGCAAAAAUGCCACUGUGGUACAGGUGGAUAGUGCUAACAAACAUGGUAUUCUUCUGGAAGUGGUACAGAUCCUCACAGAUCUUAACCUUAGCAUUACAAAGGCAUACAUAUGUUCUGAUGGAGGAUGGUUCAUGGAUGUCUUCAAUGUCACAAAUCAAGAUGGGAAAAAGAUAACAGAUGAAGCAAUCUUAGAUUAUAUUAUGAAGUCUCUUGGGCCGGAUUCUUGCUUUGCAUCCUCGAUGAGAAGAUCGGUUGGGGUGAAACCAGCAAUGGACCACACGUCCAUCGAGUUAAUAGGAAGUGAUAGGCCGGGUUUACUCUCCGAGGUCAGUGCAGUUCUCACCAAUCUAAAAUGCAACGUGGUCAAUGCCGAGGUAUGGACACACAACACCCGAGCUGCAGCCAUAAUGCAAGUGACCGAUGAUGAUACGGGCGGGCCCAUUAGUGAUCCCGAGAGGUUGUCACUAAUAAAGAAGCUAUUGUGCAAUGUGCUUAAGGGAAGCAACCGGAGUAGAGAUGCAAAGACACAGGUCACUCAUGGGGUCACUCAUGCCGAUAGAAGGCUUCAUCAGUUGAUGUUUGCUGAUAGGGAUUAUGAACGGUUGAGUGAGGAAGACGGUUUUGUAACUGAUCAAGAAAGGCCUAAUGUGAGUGUGGUCAAUUGGCACGAUAAGGACUACUCAGUUGUGACUGUCCAUUGUAAGGAUAGACCAAAGCUUCUGUUUGAUAUAAUAUGCACUUUGACUGACAUGCAAUAUGUGGUUUUUCAUGGCAGUGUGGAUACUAGUAGAGCAGAAGCUCAUCAUGAGUACUGCAUCAGGCAUGUGGAUGGAUCUCCUGUAAAAUCUGAAGCAGAAAGACAAAGAAUAAUUCAAUGUCUUGAGGCAGCCAUACUGAGAAGGGUAUCUGAGGGCUUAAAGCUAGAACUAUGCACAACCGACCGAAGUGGACUGCUAUCCGAUGUCACUAGAAUAUUCCGUGAGAACAGUCUCUCAGUGACCAGAGCAGAAGUGACAACAAGAGCUGGGAAAGCUUUGAACACGUUUUAUGUACGUGACGCGUCGGGGUAUUCCGUUGAUCCUAAGAUCGUGGAGUCUAUUAGGAAAACCAUUGGGCAGACAAUACUUCGUGUGAAAGGCGGAAACGCUGAAGCUGCUAAUCCUCCCCCAGAAUCCCCAACCAGGUUCCUCUUUGGUGGCCUCUUCAAGUCGAGAUCCUUUUGUAAUUUCGGUUUGGUCAGAUCAUAUUCUUAAGAAGUGGCUGUUACAGCCCUCUCCUCUUUGUAAAUAUAUUCUAGGCCUUUUUAGGGUGUGUGCUUAUAAGAAGUCCAUUAGUAGCAUCAAAGUUUCUUCCUUUUCUACAAGGAAAAGGGGCACAUGCCAUAGCUAGUGGUUGUAAAUAUGUUUUUUUAACUUUUUAUUCAACUGGAAAUGAACUCAACACCUUGUUGAUCAAUGUUUCAGUCUAGUAGUAUAGCUAUCUGCAGAUCUAUUAGUCCCUUUUUUACAUGUUAGCUUAUGAUAUGUUUGGUUGAGA